This is a messenger RNA of Schistosoma guineensis, 2793 nucleotides long. NCBI's taxonomy places the organism in Eukaryota, Metazoa, Platyhelminthes, Trematoda, Strigeidida, Schistosomatidae. The record is from the annotation of a GenBank genome assembly.
AUGUCUCGCACAUCUGCCCGACAGCAGCGUAUGCGUGAGCAGACACUGAAUGAAGAAUGCAUUGUACAUGAAGAAUUGGGACCCAGAACAUCAAGUGAAUGUCGAUCAAAAGGAUCCAAACUAAUCAUAAGUAGUCCAACAACAACAUCGCAUCCAUGUCUUAAUCUUCUUCUUUCCGGUUCUCAAGCUUCGACGCAGCAAAUUGAUGAUAAUGUUAAGUUAACUAGUCAGUACAACCGAGGAUUUGGAGCUGGUGCUCUCUUGGCUUCUUUAAAUGCAGCUAAUCAGCUGCAUCAGACGGAAGCUUAUCCAACUAAACUUUUUCAACCAAUUGGAGAUUCACAACAAAUGAUAUCGCAACUACCUGAAAGAAACUACCAGCAGAUGAACUUGAAUUUCAGUAAUUGUGGUUCAUCACUUAUAGCUGCAAACUCUGAUUCUACUCAAAACUUUAAAGAUAGCAGUCGAAGUUCGUACGUUAUGUCUACGUCUAACAGAGGACCUAAUCAAUCAUUACCUAUGCAUUUCACACCUCGUAAUUUACCACACGGUCAAGCAAAGCAAAUACAGUCCAAACGCGGCAGUUUUGACGAUGGGACAUCUCCAAAUACACAAGUUAAAUCUAAUUCAGAACUAAGUAUACUUGAAAUGGAAUCUAUUGAGUCACCAACCCCUUCUGAUAUGAAUUCUCCAGUUGAAUCUUGUUUUGCAAAUAUAAUGGAAGAUCAAGGAAGUGAUAGCUUUGAUUUGAAUAAUAUUACACCGUCCAUCAAUCUUUCAUCAUCUGUUGGUGUGUCUGAUUCCACCAUUGAUUUUCCACAUCAAACACCGGAUUCUUCCGAACGUUUACAACGUACUACAUCAACGUCAGCAACAGCAAAAACAAUGCUAAAAACAGGGAAUAAGCUGGAUCCCUUGGUACAAGCCAGUCCUGUAGAUAUGAAUCCUUUUUUUAUAAAAGAAAGUACUAAAGUCAAUCGAGAUGACACUGGUAUGACAGCAUCGUCAUCAUGUCCAGCUACUGUACCAGAUGAUUUAUGUACAACAGAUAAUAAUACUAGUCCAUUACAGUCAGGAUCUAGAGCUGCUCAAUCGGUGUUAAGUGAGAGCGGUAGUAGUCCAUUGGGUGGUUUAAAUAGUACACCGGAAGCUACUAGUCUUCCGGUAAGUCAUGGUCCUCUAAGUAUUGGGAAUAUAUCUUCACCAACUAGUGGUCGAAAUAUAGAUGAUCAGCGGGUGGCUUGGAUGAGAGAUCGAUCGAAAAAAGAUAGUCAUAAUCGAAUUGAACGUAAGCGACGAGAUUAUAUUAACUGCCAAAUUGCUGAACUUGGAAGUUUAUUACCUGAAGAUAUGUUCAGAGAUGGUGAUGGUAAAAAGAACAAAGGGAAUAUAUUGAAGAAUUCAGUGGAAUUUAUUUGUCUAUUACGUUCGGAAUUGGCACAAAUACCGGAAGUUCGACGAGAAACUAGUUUAGCUGCAAAAGUUAUCGGACAAUUGGUCAAACGUAUUCAGGAAUUAGAAUCAGUUACAAAUGUAGCAUCUAUGCAAACUUCACAUGCAAAUCGAAAUAAUCCGGAUUAUCAAAAUCUGUAUCAAGAAUGGAGUAUAUUGCAUGAAAACAAUUUACUAAAUUCAUUGCCGAUUUGUACAACUAACUCACCAAUCACAAGAUCCUCGUUUCCACAGUCCACAACAGCUGGCGGUUCAUCACCCGGCCUAUCUUCUGUUGGUACAGAUGAAAUGAUUAAUAGUGAUACAAAAGUUGUUUUCGCAAAUUCUAUGACUUCACCGAUUGUUGGAUCUGCUCCAGUACGUAGUAAUCCACUAAGCAGUUUUCCGAGAAUAAAUUCGCCUGUUUCUAGCACGAAUUUCUCCACCCGACCUACUGGGGGUGGUGGGACUGUCAUAGACUCACCUUUAAGAUUAAUACGUGCAAGGUGUACAUCGUUGACAGUGUCUACAACAGAGGUUAAUAGUUCAUCUAGUGAUGUAAAUAUGCCUUGUGUACGACUUCAUGCCCCUGAAUAUCAACAACAGCAGACCAAUAAAAUGAGAAAUCAACGUAUUUUUCAACCAAAUCAAUCUCCUCAACCACGUAUUUUCCAACCCGGUAGUCAGUCACAGUUAUGUUGUUCACAGUUCCAAUCUAAACCUAUAUCACAAUCUCAGCAUCCUUCAUCUUCGUUAUCUCCUCAGCAUCAUUUAACUGUUCAGCAUCGAUUACAGCUAUCUAGUCGUUCAGGAAUAACUUUUGGAUCGAUUCCAAAUCAGCAAUACAUUAAUUCACACAAUAUUAGUGCAAGUUUACCGGUGAAUGUUAAUCCGUUACUUUGUGGUAUACAAGAUUCUGAUAAUAAUGAUUUGAACGAUGAUAAGAUUGCACAAUUAUACUCAUUUGAUUCAUCAAAUAGUUCAUUUAUUCCUCACUUGAAAUCUGAACCAAUAUGUGAAACAGAUUCAAAUUACAAUUCAAUACAUUCAUUAAGUUUAGAUUUAUGUCAUGGUAACAUAAGUAAUACAAUUUUAGAACCGGUUACACAUUUUGAUCCAUUAAUCGCAUCUGUUAUGCAAUCAUCAAAUCAACAUUGUCAACAACACCAUCGACACGAACAACAAUUACAUCAACGUUACCAAGACCAUCAACAAAACCAACAACAUCUAUAUCAUCAACCACAACGUUCUUUACUGAAUCACAGCGGGAAGUCAUCUUCAAAAACAUUAGAUUUAUUUACACCACCAAUAAUUGGCUUAGAUAUAGAUGAAUUUCAAUUUGAUGAUGUCCCCAUGGAAUAA